AUGGCCAAUUCACCCCCAGCUUCGUCCCCAAGCUCCAACGAGAAAUUCGCAGUUGUCGUGAAAGAGGAUGUAGAAAGUGCGAGUGUUAACGAGGUGCUCUUACAGCGUAAUUCUUUGGAAAGUGCUGACAAUUUCUACUGCAAGGAUGUUCCCGAAGCCGAUGCCUUGGCUAACAAGAAACUGAUAUGGAAGACGGACUUGCGCAUAGUGCCUCUGUCAGCGUUCAUAUACUUGCUAUGCAACCUCGAUAGAUUGAACAUCGGUAACGCGAAAAUUAUGAACAAGGAAGAGGGUCACGAUCUUUUGACGGAGACUAGGCUUACCAGCUACCAUUACACGAUUGCCCUUACGAUAUUCUUCCUAGCAUAUGCCUUCUUUGAAGUACCAUCAAAUAUUUUGCUGAAGCGAUUACGGCCUAAUAGGUGGAUUGCGACCCUCAUGUUUACCUGGGGUGUUAUCACUAUUGGUUUGGGUGGGGUUACGAAUUACGCGACUCUGACUAUUGUUCGGUUCCUACUUGGUGUCUUCGAAGCCGGCUUGUUCCCAGGUCUAGUCUAUUAUGUGACGUUCUGGUACAGACCAGAAGAACGAUCUUUCCGUAUUGCCCUCAUACUGGCUUCUGCCACACUGGCGGGAGCCUUUGGUGGGGCGAUAGCUUAUGGAAUUGCACAUAUGGAAGGAAGUGGUGGUCUCUCUGCUUGGAGAUGGCUGUUUAUACUGGAAGGAAUUCCGUCCGUUGUUCUAGCUUUCCCAAUCUGGUUUUACCUUCCUGAUUAUCCGGAGACUGCGUCUUGGCUGUCACCAGAGGAAAAGGCACUUUCUGUAGCCCGUCUCAAGGAUAGCUCAAAGGCCUCUGGUAGAGGACUAUCUUGGCGAGAUGCUACGUUAACUUUGAUGGACUGUCGCUUAUGGAUUCAUUUCCUGGUAUAUUUCGGAAUUUCAGCCCCGUUCUCAAGCAUGUCACUCUUUGCGCCUACCAUCGUAUCUGGUUUAGGCUACACAUCUCUACAUGCCCAGCUGAUGACCGUACCUCCUUAUGCUGUGUCUUGGGUGUUCUCAGUUUUCGUUGGAUAUGCUGCAGAUCGGCUGAAUCGCCGGGGCCUUUUCUCUGCAACCUUUGCUGCAAUUGGAGCCAUAGGAUUUAUUACUUCAGCCACACUUCCAGAAGAUGCGUACAAGAGUCGGUACGGCACACUUAUUAUCGCAUGCGCUGGUGCUUUCUCGUGUAUAUCGCCUUUGUUAGGAUGGCUAUCCUGCAACAUGCAUUCCACUGCUUCAACGGGGCUUGCGGUAGCGCUGAAUAUCUCGUUCGGCGCUCCGGGACAAAUUGUCGGGGUUUGGAUCUAUAAGGGGGAAGAAGCCUCAAAGGGCUAUCCAACAGGGCAUUGGACGAAUGCUGCGCUUUUGAUUCUUGUAUCGGCAGGUUGCAUCGGGCUGCAUCUGUUGUAUCAUUCGAGGAACCAGAGAAUCGAAGAGAACGAUUCUCCAGAGAUGUUAUGGAAGCUCUAG
This is a messenger RNA of Guyanagaster necrorhizus, 1509 nucleotides long. RefSeq names its product putative MFS transporter. Bases 1 to 1509 code for a protein of 502 amino acids. The transcript has 8 exons. Gene Ontology annotation, biological process: transmembrane transport. Gene Ontology annotation, molecular function: transmembrane transporter activity. NCBI's taxonomy places the organism in Eukaryota, Fungi, Basidiomycota, Agaricomycetes, Agaricales, Physalacriaceae. The record is from RefSeq and is a predicted model, not a curated record. Gene Ontology annotation, cellular component: membrane.